UUAUUGGACCUUCUAAUGAACUCUAUACCCAAACCAGAAAAGCAUUCUGAAUCAUUGCUUGACAUUUGUCAUGAUACAGAUUCUUCUUCAAGUGAUAUAAUAGUUACUGAAAAUCAAAAUAUAAUCUUGCAAAGCAUCAGCAGCAGUGAGGAGAUUGACCAAGACAGUGACUGCAGUCUUUCCCUUCUGGUUGGUGAAGAAGAAGACUUAAGUAAUGAUAAACAAGACUGGAAACCCAGGACACAAGGUGUUGAGAUUAUUGUUGCUUUUCCAAGAGAUGUCAAUGACUCUCAAGAAAUGAGCCAAGAAGACUUCAAAGAAAACAAUCAGAGAUCAUUGGUGCAUCGAGAAUGGACACAAGCUCACUCUGUUUCUCUUCCAAAUGAGAUUAAAAUGGUGAGCGUCAAGACAAAGAUGCUGACCAUGCCACCUUCACUUCUGAAGAAAGAGGAAAGUUCCAGGGCAGACUGUUUUGUGAAUUUGGAUUUUUUGUUGCCAAGACCUUGCUUAGAACAAAUUACCUCCAAGUCUGUAGCCAGAGAUGUUUUUCACUUUAUAAAGGGGCAGCAAAGGAAAUCUGAAGAUUUUUCUACCUCUGAUGUGAAGUACAAUAGACAAAGAGUUGAGCAGUCUCUGCGACCAUUGUCAUUCUUGCCUAUGAGACCUGGUCUUUUUACUAUUCCCCCAAGUCACAAGGAUCAAAAGGAGAGAGAAAGAAAUGUUUCAAGCCUCAUAUCUUUUGUUCCUAAACAAUCAGAACUUGUGAGUGGAUCUGAUGUGUUUCGACCAUCAAAUAAGCAGCAGGAAGCCCCAUUAAAAGUGUUUGUGGAACAGACUGUCAAGUCCCCUUAUGUCUCCAUUUGGUCCAGAAACCUGUGCUCAUUUUGGAAGGCUAACCAUCACAGACAACACCUGGAGAUGGAGGAGGGUCCAAAAUGGAAGAAAACAGAAGAAUAUGACAACAUCGAAAUAUCCCAUUUUGAAAAAAGGCGGUCUUUGGUAUCUUUUGAAAAUUUUAAGGAAUUUUCCAUGGACAGGGAAAUGGAUUUUGACUCUCUUGAUGGUGAAAUGAGAAAAGAAGAAAACUUUCAUUAUCUAGCAUCCCAAAGGAAAGAAGAUUCAGAAGCUAGUAACUAUGAACAAGAUUCAGAAAUGUUGUGUGCCAUGCCAAUUGCAUUCCAGGAAAUGCAGCAUUUGAAAAGAACUCAAAACCAGGCUGAAGAGACUAGAAAUGACAAAUCUGAUUCAAAAGUCACUUCAGUACCUGAUGACAAAGAAGUGGCCUUAAAUCACAUUUUAGAAGAGUUUUCUGAAUUUAAAGGUUUGCCCAUUGAAGUUCCUGAUGACCCCAUUGAUGCUCUUCCACACAGUCAAAUGAACAUAGAGAAAAACACAAAAAUAUCAAUACCAAAGAAAACCAAACCAGAAAUGAAUGGGCUUGUGCCACAUAUACACAUCACUUUCCCAGGAGAAAGAACUCUCAAGGGGCAACCAGUGACCAAACCAAGUCUCCAAAAAAGAAAGGGCAUUCUUCAUAACAACAGUUUCAAUAUGUUAGCACAUCAAGAAAGUGAUAGACAUAAGCCAAAAAUCCAUAGAAAUAAGAUGGAUUCAAAAACCCAGAGUAGCAACAGAGCACCUCAGAAUUUCAUGGUUACUACAGAAAGCACCAUGAAACCUAACGUGCAUAAAUCCAGCAUAAAAACACAAGUCUUUCCUGCUUUGGGGCUUGACUCCAAGUCUCGGCAAUCAACCAAGUUUCAAAGAAGGAUGCCACAGAUAGAAAAGAAGGCACCAAUGUACCGGGCUCUGAAACCUAAAAAGCAAUCAUUUCCCUAUAUCUGUAAAAGCUCAGGAACAAAAAAGUCCUCUGUUCAACCAACAGAGCCAAGACAUACUCACUUAGAUCUCAAGUACAGUGACAUGUUCAAAGAAAUAAAUUCAACUGCUAAUGGACCUGGAAUCUAUGAAAUGUUUGGGACUCCUGUCUAUUGCCACAUGCGAGAGGCUGAACGGCAUGAAACCAGGCAUCACCGAGACAUAUGCUCAGCCCCAUCUGGCAAAUGUAACACUAAUAAAUGCCGGACUUCACACAUUGAGCGAAAUAUCAAUAUUAGAGCAAGACUUCCUCAGAAAAGGCCUCAUGUUAAGCCCACUAAAGCCUCAAUUGGCAUUAAAAAAAAGCACAAAAGUUUAAUUUCUGAAGAAAAAGGAUGCAAGACUGUCAGCAGCAACUUACAAAUCACCAAAAAUGGUAAUGGUAUUCUGGAACCAGAGAGGCAGGUAACAUCAGAAAAUGACUUUCAGUCCCCCAGAGAUGAUGUCAGGUACAUGAACUUGACUCAGACUCAUGAGAAGUCUAUUGAACAGAACGAAUUACUUCCAGUCCCAAGCUUAUCUAUUAUUGAAGAAAUCUCUAUGGAAGAAUCUCCUGAUGAAGGAGACAUUUCUAGCAAUCAAAUACUUGCUACAAGCCUCAGGGAUCUUCAUGAUCUUGAAGAGCUACAUCAACAGACUCCAUUUUUCCUUUCAGGUAACAGCUGGGUAAUGCCCAAAGAGAAGAGUUCCAAUGAGCAGUUACUACAAGAUAAGGAAGAUAAAGCGUCUCUUGGUAAAAUAAAUGCCAACCAAUUUUUAGCUAAUGACCUAGCAUUUGAUAGUGUUUCCGAUAAAUCUCAAACCCUUAAUAAUUUCUCUUUUCAAGAUAAAAAAGAAAACGUGUCUUCCCCAAUAGAUCAACACUGGGCUCAUUCCUGGGAUGAUGAUAGUUUAGCUGACAAAUCAGUAAUAUGUCAAAGCUUUGGAAAAACUUUAACUGAUGCAAGCCAAACUUCCCAAGAGAUUGUAGACUCUCUACAGAGAGAGGAAUUGACAGAUGAACUAUUAGGCUGUCUAGCUGCAGAACUGUUGGCUCUUGAUGAAAAAGAUAAUGAAACUUGCCAAAUAAUGGAAAAUGAAACAGAUCCUGAAAACAUCAAUCUUCUCUUUGGUGGAAAUGAAAAUACAAGGGAGGAAAUGGGCAGGGAGAGGACAAAUGUGGAAAUACAGCAAUAUAAUAAUAGGUUCAGAAUAUAUGACAAGGAGAAGAAAUGUCUCAAAUCAAAUGGAAAGAUGACAUUUUCUGAAAAUACUUUAAAAUAUGAAGAACCUACCCUCUGGACCAAGGGUGAGAUCCUUGGGAAGGGAGCCUAUGGCACGGUAUAUUGUGGUCUUACUAGCCAAGGGCAGCUAAUCGCUGUGAAACAAGUGGCUCUAGACACCUCUGAUAAACUGGCUACUAAAAAGGAAUACCAGAAACUGCAAGAAGAAGUUGAAUUACUCAAAGCACUGAAACAUGUCAAUAUUGUAGCCUAUUUGGGGACAUGCUUGGAAGAAAAUAUUGUGAGUAUUUUCAUGGAGUUUGUUCCAGGUGGCUCUAUUUCUAGUAUUAUAAACCGCUUUGGACCAUUGCCAGAAAUGGUGUUCUGUAAAUACACAAAACAAAUUCUGCAAGGUGUUGCUUAUCUCCAUGAGAACUGUGUGGUGCAUCGAGAUAUCAAAGGAAAUAAUGUUAUGCUCAUGCCAACUGGAAUAAUAAAGUUGAUUGAUUUUGGCUGUGCCAAACGUCUGGCCUGGGCUGGCUUAAAUGGAACACACAGUGACAUGCUUAAGUCAAUGCAUGGGACACCAUAUUGGAUGGCACCAGAAGUCAUUAAUGAAUCUGGCUAUGGAAGGAAGUCAGACAUAUGGAGCAUUGGCUGUACUGUGUUUGAGAUGGCCACAGGAAAGCCUCCACUAGCUUCUAUGGACAGGAUGGCUGCUAUGUUUUAUAUUGGAGCACACCGAGGACUGAUGCCUCCUUUACCGGAACAUUUCUCAAAAGAUGCAGCAGACUUUGUGCAUGUGUGCCUAACCAGGGAUCAGCAUGAGCGACCUUCUGCUAGCCAGCUUCUCAAACACUCCUUCUUGAAGAGAAGUCACUGAAUGUUCAAGACUCCUGUUCCAUUACAGGCACUCCAUUUCAUUGUGGAAAUGAUGGUUGAAGGACCUGUUUUCCUACAUGGAAGUCAGUCAAACUUAACUAGAUCUGACAGUGUCACUGAAAGUUUUAGUUAUAAUAUUGGCUUCCCCAAA
Molecule: messenger RNA, 4113 nt
Organism: Suncus etruscus (white-toothed pygmy shrew)
Lineage: Eukaryota; Metazoa; Chordata; Mammalia; Eulipotyphla; Soricidae
Gene: MAP3K19
Product: mitogen-activated protein kinase kinase kinase 19
Exons: 10
Coding region: 16-3963 (1315 amino acids)
Biological process (GO): protein phosphorylation
Molecular function (GO): protein kinase activity; ATP binding
Source: RefSeq, a predicted model, not a curated record